This is a messenger RNA of Brassica rapa (field mustard), 1434 nucleotides long. Its product is annotated as membrane-anchored ubiquitin-fold protein 5. Gene Ontology annotation, molecular function: protein binding. Lineage: Eukaryota; Viridiplantae; Streptophyta; Magnoliopsida; Brassicales; Brassicaceae. The record is from RefSeq and is a predicted model, not a curated record.
CUUCACUAUUAUAUAGUUGAUUGAAAGCAACUCAUGUUAUGCCAUUUUUUUAUAUUGUGUUUAUAUACCUUCUUUGUUUCUUUUCUUUUUUCACUUUUCGUUAUUUAUAUAUAUGGUUCUCCAUUAGUUGCUAGAAGUUGUAAUUGCACCUCUUGCUCGGACAGCCUGAUCCUCAAGAUGGGAGAUGAAGGUUGGAUAGAACUUAAGUUCAGACUCGCAGAUGGCACCGACAUCGGACCGAGCAAAUACAGUCAGUUCACGACUGUUGCGUCUCUCAAGGAGAAUAUCAUUGCUCAAUGGCCUAAGGACAAAGAAAAUGGCCCAAAGAUGAUAAAUGAGAUCAAGCUCAUCAAUGGUGGCAAAAUACUGGAGAACAACACAACAAUUUCUGAAGCCAGGUCAAUACAGAUUUGUGAACAUCCUGGAAUGGUAACUACGGUGCAUGUUGUUCUUCCUCCUCCUAUAAUAGGCCGAAGAGACGAGAAACUGCAGAAUGAACCUCCAGUGAAGAACAGUUGUGUAUGCUGCAUUUUGUAAGUCCACUAGAGAUUUUUGGCCUUUUACAUAAUUUUAUGCCAUUUGGAUUCUUCAUGUAACAGCUUUCCAUAGUUCCAACAUGCUUCUUCCGUAAGUUCUCUUCAUUGUUUAACAAAAUGUGGCUUAACGUAAUGGGGUUCUAAGGAAAUGUGUUCAAAGGAUUUAAAAAGGAGACAUGAGUUAUCAUAAUAAUCUUACUCUCUUUAAUAAUAUUAGGAUAGCAUGGGUUCAUACACAAAACAGGCAACAGAUUAUUCAUGGACAUUUUUCAACAUUUCAUAUACGGAUGUAUAAUUUUGCAUAGUAACUUUGCUCCAAUUUGUCUUGAUUGUGAUUUUGGGAUCAACAAUCUUUAUUAAAAAAAGGAUCAUUAGAUGAGAUACUUAGAUGUUUUCUUUUUGAAGCAUUUAUCUCAGUGAUUGCUCUGACUAAACAAAUGUUGAAAAGCCAAGGUGCUUCUCCUACACAUCUACUACUUCAGUGAGCACAUGCAUUGUGAUAGGUUGUAGGGUAAGUGGUUCUUUCUUUUUUUUUGCUCAGAGCUUGAUUAGAAAGGGACAGACACCAUCUUAAGAUAGAGAGAGGGUCCACUUUCAGUUAAUGGGUGAGGGAAAAAUUAUGGGCAUGACAUGACAAUAUGACAUAACAUGAGUUGCUUUCAAUCAACCAUAUAGGACAUUUAUGAGAACGACCCUUUUGCUCUUGUCCCUCUGUCCUGUCUCUCUUUCUAGUGCCCACUUCUCUUUUUUCAGCUUUGUUAUAACUUGUAUAAGAACUCAGUAAAUGAUCAUACUCUGAAUACUUUUGAGUUUGAAAGAAUAGCAUCAAUGUACACAGAUGGAGUUCUAUGUUCUAAUUAUGUAAAAAUGGUUGGCUACUUGGAUCACAUUAGUGCAA